Molecule: messenger RNA, 5267 nt
Organism: Anopheles darlingi
Lineage: Eukaryota; Metazoa; Arthropoda; Insecta; Diptera; Culicidae
Gene: bin3
Product: 7SK snRNA methylphosphate capping enzyme bin3
Exons: 5
Coding region: 141-4481 (1446 amino acids)
Biological process (GO): snRNA modification
Molecular function (GO): snRNA binding; O-methyltransferase activity; RNA methyltransferase activity
Source: RefSeq, a predicted model, not a curated record
GUUUUUUGCUUGUAGCUCGCGCUCGCUCGAGCCAGCGUGUGAUUUUCGGCAAUUUAUCGUCCUCUCGUGAAAAUUUAAGCCUUUUCGUGAUCAUUUUCCGUGAUACAGAAUCAGAGUAGACCAGCUGAAUCAGAUACGCCAUGGAAACUGGAUUAUCCGUGGCAUCUGCAGAUGACGAUUCCGCCGCGGAUGGUGGCGGAGGGACGGGACCCGCGGGCGAUGUACUGGCGAGAAGCAGAAGUUCGGUCCCGACCGAGGAAACUCGGCGCUGCAAUGCGCAUCGUGCAGCACGUCCACCGAUCGGAAGAUCGCCGAGGGGAGCCCCACUUGCUGCGUUACCCAUCGCUGCAGUGGGAGCAGUCGGAGCAAUCGGUGGUGGACAUAAUCGACAGAAAAAACAAAAACAACGGCAACAACCUCAGCAUGCCGGAGGAAACAAGCAAAAGAAGCAGCAAAAGUGGAAAUCGAACAAGUAUCGUGGUUCGGCCAAGGGAGGAAGGAAUGACAAGGUUGGUGCAGCGGGUGGACAGUCUGAAGAUGUUUCCGCGAGUAAUGGUAUCACUGGUGAUGACGGUGCUGGCCCGGCUGGAAGCAAGCAAUCAUCAUCCGGAGAUAAUGUUCAGCAAAAGAUGUUCUCUGAAAUAGGCCAGCAGCAGCAAAGUGCGGCAACGGCCACAGCAACGGCAGCAUCGCAAAUACAAACAACAACCAUUGCCCAAGGUCAAGAGGGAACAAAAGGUUCCACUUCCCAGCAACAGCAGCAACAGCAGAAGGGAAAACACUCAAAGCAACAGAACCUCAGCCCGAUGGGACUACGGAACAAGCGACUACAGUGUGCGUCCAAGUACUUCCUGCCGGAUAAGCGUCCGCGUAAGGAUUGCAUCGUACCACCGACCAAGUUUCUGCUCGGUGGCAACAUUUCCGAUCCGCUUAACCUGAACAGUUUACAAAACGAAUCGGAAAAUGCGGUCACACCGAAAUCGUCCCCGAUUCCAACGCCACCGCACUAUAAGGCCAAGAUUGAGGUGAUCAUACCGCCCAACAUCAACGAUCCGCUGCAUCUGCUUGAUCCCGUCGAUUCGGUUGAAUACGAGAUGCAGCUCUGCUCACCGAUGAAGCGCAAACAACGGCCACGGAACAAACGGAAACGUAAAUCGCGUGCCUCAGGCACUGAUCGUAGCUUGAGCGAGCCGACAGGAGCAGCACCAGCAGUAGCUGGAGCAGGAGUAGCCAGUAGCUCGAUGCUGUUGAUCGAACAGUUGCCUCCUCCGGACAGUGAGCAAGCGGAGGGUGCUGGAACCGCUGGAAGUGUGCUAGUGGGAGCUGCAGGUGGCGGAGUGGAAGCAACAACGGCCGAAGAAGCAUCCUUCACUGGAAUCGGACAAAAGCUGUCCGAGGCAAUCAACAGCGAAUCGUAUCCAGCAUGUUCGUCGGCUCAGCAAGCACGGAGCACUUUGUUGAUAGCUCAAGGGCCCCAUACGGUCACAGUUGCAAAUGCUAGUGCGGCAUCCACUGUAGCGACUAAUGUUGGUGCGAACGUUAGUCGCGGAACCUGCUCCUCAAAUGUAUUGCCCACUGGAGCAGCACCGACAUCCGAUCAGACGAUCGAUCGUGAAAAAGCAAUGCGAAAUUUAAAGCUCGAUCUCGAAGCAUCCGGUGGCCGUAAGCGGCGUACCAGCGAAAGCACCAACAGUACGAAGAACAAGGUCCGUCGAAUGGAUUCGAUGGAUAAGAUAGUCAGCCCGGUGAUACCGCAACCGGGGGGUUGGAAACGCGGCCACUGGCCUGCUGGACAUACUGGUAGCGGUGGUGCAGCCGGUGGUGAACGAGGUCGCAACCGAACGCGCACAUACUCCUCGACCUCCAAUGCGGACGAUGAGACCGGCGCAACGGAACGGGAAGGAGCAGAGUGCCCGGUUCAGGAGCGUUUACUUGUGCACUCGGAACACAUGUCAGCGGAUCCUUACCUGGGCCAGGUCGGUGAACCGGUGGCAACGGCCGAAGGUCGUUCACAGAACAAUCAUCAUGAUCGUGCUGCAUCGUGCGAAAGCCGUGCAACGUCAACGUGCGAGGGAAUGGCUGAUACCGGCACUGGAUUGCAAUACCAGACGAUGGUUGAGGGGGAGCGAACCAAACUAGUUCCAGAUCUGUUAAUGGGCAGCGCGAUCGAGACGGUACCGAGAACUAUUACAACGACGCUUCCCAUUUCCAGUCGAUAUCACCAUGGUAACUACGAUCGUUACUAUGGUUACCACAGUUUGAACGAAUUCAUUGACGUGCGCCUAAAGGUGUUUCUGCGCAAUCCGUAUUUGUUUCGCGAAAAGGAUGUGCUGGACAUUGGUUGCAACGUGGGCCUCAUGACGAUUGCGGUGGCCAAAAUGCUACAAACAAAGUCAGCUACCGGGAUCGACGUAGAUGGCAAGCUGAUCGCAAAGGCACGGAAAAAUCUGGCCAACUAUGUGCGCGUGCCAAGAAAGAUUCCAACGACUGUGUCGUCGGUAGGAGCAAAGCGUAGGAGUGGCGCCACUGCUACGGUUACACGUGCCACCACCAGUAUCAAAGAUGAAAUGCCGGAAGCCAUGCCGGAUCUAGAGACACAACAAAGGUCGGCAGUGACGGUGGAAAACGAAGCCGCCACAGAGGAGGAUGAGGAAGAGAAACAGCGACUGUUGUCAACAGGAGAUUCUAGAAGUACCGCCACCAGCAGCACGAAUGCUCUAUCGAUAAUCGAAGAAACAAUAACUAGUCAUCCUAUUCGCCAGUGCGGAUCAAACGCUGAAGAGACGGGUUCUCUGCAUACCGUCGCAACGUCAGUUAUGGUCGUUGAGGACGCAACUCAUAAUACAGUAGCACCUGUUCAUCAACCUCUGGCCGUAGUAGCCACAUCCGGCGAAGAAGGCGGCGAAUACGCAGUACAAAGUGGUGUAGAUGGGAUUGAGGCAAACGCACACUCAAAAGAAUCGGAAUGCGAAAAGAACAAUUCGAGAUCCGAGCGACAGCGGGAAAUCGUCGAGCUGUUAAGUAAGCUGAAGCAAAAAAGGCGCCGAAAACGGUUUCUUCCACGCCAAGGUGGCCGUCACCAGCACCAUCAUCAGCAUCAUCAUCAUCACAACCAGCAUCACCACCACCAGCACCAUCAGCAUCAUCAAAAUCAGCAUGGAAAACACGGUGGUGGUGGAGGUCAUCAGCAUCAUGGUAAUGCCGGUGGCCGAAGCAAAACAGAACAAACGCAGUUCUUUCCGAUCUCGUUUCCCCUAACAAUGGGCAAUCUCAGCGGUAAAGAGUGUCAAAUGGACAUAGGCCAUCCUGAACAUAAAUUUCCACACAACGUUCGAUUCAAAACGAUGAACUAUGUUUUAAAGGAAGAAUCGCUAAUCAACUACGAUACGCAGCAGUACGAUCUGAUACUGUGUCUUUCGGUCACCAAGUGGAUUCAUUUGAACUACGGCGAUGCAGGCUUAAAGAUAGCUUUCAAGCGCAUGUUCAACCAUCUACGCCCGGGCGGCAAACUGAUCCUUGAGGCGCAGAAUUGGGCCAGCUAUAAGAAGAAAAAGAAACUCACGGAAACCAUUUUCGAGAAUUACAAGAACAUCGAGUUCUUUCCCUGCCGCUUUCACGAUUACUUGCUGAGCCCUGAAGUUGGCUUCAGUCAUAGCUAUCCGCUAGGGAUACCGCGUCAUUUAAGCAAAGGCUUUCGGCGGCCAAUUCAGCUCUACAUAAAGGGCGAUUUUACGCCAUCACAAGCCAAAUGGAGCGACACGUAUCAUCCGGCGACACCGUACGAGAACCAUCGGGGCAUUUACACGGACAUAGUGACCGCUUCGCAGACAGCGGCCGGUUGUAUAUGGGGUGCAAUGACACCGUAUGCGCCUAGCUACAGCUAUCGUCAGCCACCGACGCCAUCACACAGUAGUGGAGCAAAUGGGGGAACUGGCAGCGGUGCCAGUGGAAGCGGCAAUGGCUUCGCGUCUACUUCGCCCUAUUACAAUCCCCGGCAGACGGAUAGUUAUCUGCCUAGCUACGAUAACUACGGUAAUGGGUACCGGCCUGGGAGCUACUGCUUUGCGUCACCUCUCUAUUCUACCACCUGGUCACCGCCAUCGGAUAUGCUGGCGACGAGCGGUGGGGGUGGUGGAUCGUACCGCCGUUCUGCCUCCAACACACCGAACUCGGCUAGUAUUCGAAGUACGGACAACGAUGAGCAUUAUUACGCGGGGACGGUCGGUGGCAGCAGUCAACGACGGCACCACGUGUAUCCGCCGAUCGACGUGUUUCAGCCUCUGCUCGGGCAGGAACAUAUGCGCUUGGGCGGUGGUUUCCGUGGUGGCAAUGGGGGUGGUGGUGCCAUGACCGAUUCCGACUCUGAGCUGUCCUCAAACUCGGCAUCGCAAACACCAACACGACAGCAGCAGCUAGCCGGGAGCUUUCUGACCGAUGAUCAAUCCAAUUCACCGAGCGGCCACUCGCAACCGGACAAAUAGUCGAACACUAUUUUGGUACCACUGUCGUCCGCCGGGUGUAAAGCCAGGGCCUGGUCUCAUCUGCGUUGCCACGAAACUGUGAUUGUGAAACCUUCAUUCGUAUCCAUAUUGUAUCGCCUAUUAUCGUAUCGUGUGGCGGAUAAUUUUUUGUUAUUUUAUUUCUUUUCUAUACGACGCACGACGGUCGUACGACGCGCAACAAGGGCUCAGCACACCGGAUUUGUGUGGUGUGUCCAGAAUUUCAUUACGAAAAAUCGUAUAUCUAGGUCAGAAAGGUACACCAAUGAACCAAACAAAAGCUGAUUAUGACGAUGAUGAUCUUUCUAAUGAAUGUGAUUGCGAGAGAAAGUUAGAGGACACCGAUGCGUGUCCUAAUCUUGCGCGAAGCAGUAUGCAACACAAGCACAAGCACAUUAUUUCAUUAUUGUUAAUCAGUACGCUAAAAGAUCAUUCGCAUAGGAGCGCAAGAGGAUAGAUAGAAUAGUUGCCGUGUUUUCGUUAGUAUUUCGUUGCUCCCUCCCCAAAAUCCCGUGUCGGCAGGGGCAGAACAGGUAUUUCAUAUGAGGAGGGUUGUGUUAACUACAAGCACCAGCGCCAAAUUUUGUCGGCAGUUUGUUGGCAACCAGUAGAUGGCAGUUACGAAUUGUAUUUAAACCAGCAGCAUCUCUUGUGCUAGAAUCCCUUUUGAGUUUUAAGGCAAACAUGGAAAAUAAAGCGUGUCGCGAUUGGCGCACAAAUGCAUUUUUUGGAAAAACGUUAAAAAGUGAAGCUAUUGAAAAACGAUGU